AGGUGGGCGUCCGGAUCCUAAUCCUGCCCUUCUGGCGUGGUGUGGCUCUUGGCCUCCGUUUUCUCGGCCUGAGAAGUGGGGACGCCCGGAUUCCUCGCACUGAAGCAGGCGCUCAGGGGGCAUUUUCCAGGCCCGGGAAGGGGGCGGGGCCGCAGCCCAGAGGAGCCGCUUCACCCACCGGUUUCUCGGACCCCGCCCGCCCCACCCCCACGAUGACCGCCCACAUCCUCCUGCUGUUGCUCCUCGCCUCCUCCACCCUGGGGGACCCGGACUCCGUGGGCAGGCGGCCCCGGCACCAGGUCUCCCAGCAGCGCGGGCACCUCUGUUCACUGGGCACGUGCCAGGCGCACCGCCUGCCAGAGAUCAUAUACUGGCUCCGCUCUGCCUCCACCAAGGAGCUCUCAGGGAAGGCGGGCCGCAAGCCUCAGGAUCCCCACAGCUAUGGGCGCCGCCGGCGGCGCGCGGCCAGACUCCCGCUGCGUCUCCAGGACCCCAGCCUGCGGCAAGGAGGCCAGCGCAGUGCCCAGCUCUCUGGGUGAUGUUGGGCACAUCUCUGCUCGUACCCUGGCUUCAGUCUACCCAUCUGUGUAUCGGGGCCGUGACCCCAAGUUUCUUUUCCCCUAAGUCCACCUCCUGG
Messenger RNA from Mesoplodon densirostris (Blainville's beaked whale), 637 nucleotides. RefSeq names its product adrenomedullin 5 (putative) (gene ADM5). The record is from RefSeq and is a predicted model, not a curated record. Bases 213 to 539 code for a protein of 108 amino acids. Lineage: Eukaryota; Metazoa; Chordata; Mammalia; Artiodactyla; Ziphiidae. Gene Ontology annotation, biological process: regulation of systemic arterial blood pressure; positive regulation of heart rate; adenylate cyclase-activating G protein-coupled receptor signaling pathway. The transcript is spliced from 2 exons.